GUAUUUAGAUUUUCCCUCUUAAAAUAAAAGUAUAAAAAACAAGAAGUCGUCCCCAAAAGCCCUGUUCUUCCUUAAACCCCUUAAAACCUCUCUCAAAAUCGAAAAUUGCUCCGAUUCUAGUUCCACGAAGAAGGGCUUUUAGAUUUCACAGUUGCAAUCAAGGGUUUCACCUUCUUUCUGGUGGGUUUAGCUGCAGAUGUCUCUUUGCUUUUCUUCAAGCCUCUCUCUUCCGCAGCCGUCUUUCUUUUCUAAUCUGAACGGGGAGCAAAGGGUUUGUGGGUUAUGGAGAAAUCCGCGGAUUUUUAGGAGUUUGCGGGUCAGAGCUGGCCCCAAGAGGAUAUCUUUUGACAGAGAAUGUAGGGAGGGCUUACAAGCUGGGAUAGAUAAGCUUGCUGAUGCUGUUUCUCUUACCUUAGGACCCAAAGGACGUAAUGUGAUUCUUUCUGAGGCCGGAACAUUAAAAGUGAUCAAUGAUGGGGUGACAAUUGCUCGGGCUAUAGAGCUUUCGGAUGCAAUUGAAAACGCAGGAGCAACGCUUAUGCAAGAGGUUGCAAGUAAGACAAAUGAUGUGGCAGGUGAUGGUACUACGACUGCUAUCAUUUUGGCUCGGGAAAUGAUCAAGUCUGGUUUGUUGGUGGUCGCUUUUGGAGCUAACCCAAUUGGUUUGAAGAAAGGAAUGGAUAAGACUGUGAGAGAAUUGGUCAAGGUUUUGAAGAAGAAAAGCUUUCCUGUAAAAGGGAGGGAUGAUAUAAGAGCUGUGGCCUCAAUUUCUGCUGGAAAUGAUGACUUCGUUGGGAAUUUAAUUGCUGAAGCUAUAGAUAAAAUUGGCCCUGAUGGAGUAAUCUCCAUUGAAUCAUCCUCAUCGUCUGAAACCUCUGUUAUAAUUGAAGAAGGAAUGAAGAUCGACAAAGGUUAUAUGUCACCCCACUUUAUCACAAACCAGGACAAAUCUAUUGUGGAGUUCGAGAAUGCUAAAGUUCUUGUAACUGAUCAAAAGAUUUCAACCAUCAAAGGAAUAGUUCCUUUACUGGAAAAGACUACCCAACUGAGUGUCCCACUGCUAAUCAUUGCUGAGGACAUCUCAAGUCAAGUACUUGAAACACUGGUUGUGAACAAAAUGCAAGGAAUAAUUAAUGUUGCUGUGGUCAAAUGUCCAGGAUUUGGAGAAGGAAAGAAAGCUUUAUUGCAAGAUAUAGCCCUUUUGACAGGUGCUGAUUUCCUCUCUGGAGAUUUGGGACUGACUCUUGACAGUGCAACGUCAGAUCAGCUUGGCAUUGCAAGAAAAGUAACCAUAACAAGCAAUUCAACAACCUUUGUUGCUGAUCCUUCAACUAAACCUGAAAUACAGGCAAGAAUUUUGCAGAUAAAGAAAGAUCUCGCUGAAACUGAUAGUUCGUAUCUUUCAAGGAAGCUCUCUGAAAGGAUUGCUAAACUCUCUGGUGGUGUGGCCAUAAUCAAGGUAGGAGCACAUACAGAGACGGAACUCGAAGAUCGGAAACUCAGAAUUGAGGAUGCAAAGAAUGCAACGUUUGCUGCCAUGGAUGAAGGUAUAGUACCUGGUGGUGGGGCUACCUAUAUUCAUCUGGAAGAACAGAUACCCAUCAUAAAGCACUCCAUGGAAGAUCCGGACGAGCAGAUUGGUGCUGACAUUGUGGCAAAGGCACUUGCUGCACCAGCCAAAGCAAUUGCAACUAAUGCAGGAGUUGAUGGAGCUGUUGUCAUAGAGAAGAUCCGGACUUGUGACUGGAGAACAGGGUAUGAUGCAAUGACGGGUAGAUACCAAGAUCUUCUCAAUGCUGGAGUGGUUGAUCCCUGUCGGGUCUCAAGGUGUGCCCUUCAAAAUGCAGUAUCUGUUGCUGGCAUUGUUCUAACAACCCAAGCUGUAUUGGUGGAGAAAACAAAGCCGCCCAAGUCAGCAGUUCCUCGUCUCCCUGGAAUAACUCCUUAAACAGCAGAGUAGAAGAACAAGAAGCAGAAAUUCAUGGAGAGCCAGACCAGAGCUGAGAAGGUAGCCCCCCAACUAAGCUACAUGCUUUUCAUUUGACUGAAUUUUUGCCUUGUCAAGUUAGCUUCAUUUGGAGUGAAAAUCAGGGCAAGCAAGACAAUGAAGAAACAAAGCCAAGUAAGUCCACAUUGUCUUCCAUGGAACAGAACCCUCCAACUUCAAGUGGCUUGAUUUGGAGUUAAAGACGAAGCUGAGGAAAACCCCAUGGAAUUCAGGUUUUUUUAUCGGAAUACCCUGAUUGAGAGGAAUAAUGGAAUGCCAUUUUUUGAUGAAAGAUUGUGUUUGUGUUUGGUACUUGUCUCACUGAACAUAUGAUCAAUGGGCAAUCAUUCUCUGAAAUGUUGUUCACUUUUUGAAUAUAUGAUAAAUGACAUGUCAUUAGGGUUUAUUCA
This is a messenger RNA of Vitis vinifera (wine grape), 2397 nucleotides long. RefSeq names its product chaperonin 60 subunit alpha 2, chloroplastic. Gene Ontology annotation, biological process: protein refolding. Gene Ontology annotation, molecular function: ATP-dependent protein folding chaperone; ATP binding. The record is from RefSeq and is a predicted model, not a curated record. Bases 197 to 1948 code for a protein of 583 amino acids. Lineage: Eukaryota; Viridiplantae; Streptophyta; Magnoliopsida; Vitales; Vitaceae. The transcript is spliced from 9 exons.